Pan troglodytes (chimpanzee) is the source of this 851-nucleotide messenger RNA. It is a transcript of the gene SNRNP25, whose product is annotated as small nuclear ribonucleoprotein U11/U12 subunit 25. Gene Ontology annotation, cellular component: U12-type spliceosomal complex. Gene Ontology annotation, biological process: mRNA splicing, via spliceosome. The transcript is spliced from 5 exons. Lineage: Eukaryota; Metazoa; Chordata; Mammalia; Primates; Hominidae. The record is from RefSeq and is a predicted model, not a curated record. Gene Ontology annotation, molecular function: protein binding. Bases 163 to 561 code for a protein of 132 amino acids.
GCAGUUCCUGCGCGUGCGCGCUUGGCCUCCCUAGUGCGGGCUGGCAGUGCGGGCAGAGCCCGGCUGAGAGGUGCGGCCCUGGAGGAGACGGAGGCCGCGGGUGGGCCCGAGGCGCAAGAGGAAGAUGAGGACGAAGAAGAGGCGCUGCCGCACUCCGAGGCCAUGGACGUGUUCCAGGAGGGUCUGGCUAUGGUGGUGCAGGACCCGCUGCUCUGCGAUCUGCCGAUCCAGGUUACUUUGGAAGAAGUCAACUCCCAAAUAGCCCUAGAAUACGGCCAGGCAAUGACGGUCCGAGUGUGCAAGAUGGAUGGAGAAGUAAUGCCCGUGGUUGUAGUGCAGAGUGCCACAGUCCUGGACCUGAAGAAGGCCAUCCAGAGAUACGUGCAGCUCAAGCAGGAGCGUGAAGGGGGCAUUCAGCACAUCAGCUGGUCCUACGUGUGGAGGACGUACCAUCUGACCUCUGCAGGAGAGAAACUCACGGAAGAUAGAAAGAAGCUCCGAGACUACGGCAUCCGGAAUCGAGACGAGGUUUCCUUCAUCAAAAAGCUGAGGCAAAAGUGAGCCUCCAGACAGGACAACCCUCUUCAUCCCUGGUGGCUGAGCUUUUUCCCAGCAGGAAUGGGUCCUCGAGUCAUCGUGCCUCUUUCACAGAAAGGACGUUGUGGUGGCCUCACCCCAGGCAUGCCCAACAGGAACUGUCAGCAUCAACCUGGGGGCCCUCAGGACUAGGACAGGGUGAGCCAGUGCUCCCUCCUUUCAUGUACUUGGCCUGAGACUGGGUCCAAAUUCCCUAGUCACAUGGCAGACCCACGGCCUGGCCCAGUGUAUAAAAUAAACCUGUUUGCUUCUUA